This is a messenger RNA of Alnus glutinosa, 2303 nucleotides long. RefSeq names its product hexosyltransferase GAUT11. Gene Ontology annotation, molecular function: polygalacturonate 4-alpha-galacturonosyltransferase activity. NCBI's taxonomy places the organism in Eukaryota, Viridiplantae, Streptophyta, Magnoliopsida, Fagales, Betulaceae. The transcript has 3 exons. The record is from RefSeq and is a predicted model, not a curated record. Bases 307 to 1899 code for a protein of 530 amino acids.
CGUAAAACUGCCUCACAUGGUUUCAACCUUCAUGUGCUGGGCUUUACCUUUGUUAUUUUCUUCUCCCUCGCCAAGCGCCCGACUCUGCUCGGAGCUUCAUAUCACGUAGAAAAAACCCUUUAUUAUCUGAUAUGCUGAGAAGCCUUGUUCUGGUGGGUUGUUGAUUGAAUCUGGGAUUUGGGUCAAUGUGAAUUCUUGAUUCGGCAGUGAAUUGACAGUGAUCUAAUGGCUUUUUGAUUGAAUCUGGGAUAUUGGUUAGUCUGCAUUCUUGAUUUGGUGGUGAAUUGUGGAAGAAAUCGGCAGAAGAUGCGGCGGCGGCGCGUGGUUCGAAGGAAGCCUUCGUUUUGGAUCUGGGUGCUUCUUGGGUUGUUCUCCAUUGCUGGCCUCGUUUUGUUUGUAGUUCACCAUAAUCAACGAGAAGAUCGGGUGGAACAGCCGGUUGUGGAGAGAAAUGCAAGAUUUGAACAGGUUGCUUACAAGGAUUUGAACUUUACUGAACAAAUAUUGAGUGCUACCUCAUUUUCCCGGCAAUUAGCAGAGCAAAUGACACUUGCCAAGGCUUAUGUCAUUAUUUCCAAAGAGCACAAUAACCUUCACCUUGCUUGGGAGCUGAGCUCAAAAAUCAGAAGUUGCCAACUUUUGCUUUCAAAAGCUGCCAUGAGGGGGGAGCCCAUCACAUUCGAGGAAGCAGAGCCAAUAAUUAAAAGCCUAUCAUCUCUCAUUUUUAAGGCACAAGAUGCCCAUUAUGAUAUUGCAACCACAAUAAUGACAAUGAAAUCUCAUAUUCAAGCCCUUGAAGAGCGUGCAAAUGCAGCAACAGUUCAAAGCACGGUGUUUGGGCAACUGGCAGCCGAAGCACUACCCAAGAGCCUUCAUUGCCUAGAUGUUAAACUCACAGCUGAUUGGCUUAAAAAGCAAUCUCUUCAAGAACUUGCAGAUGACAGGAGAAACUCUCCUCGACUUGUGGACAACAAUCUCUACCACUUCUGCAUCUUUUCAGAUAAUGUGCUGGCAACCUCUGUUGUUGUCAGCUCUGCAGUCUCUAACGCUGAUCAUCCAAAGCAGCUGGUCUUUCACAUUGUCACAAAUGGAGUCGACCAUGGAGCAAUGCAGGCUUGGUUCCUUAGUAAUGACUUCAAAGGUUCCACCAUAGAAGUGCAGAACAUUGAGGAAUUUUCUUGGUUUAAUGCAUCUUAUGCUCCCAUUGUGAAACAGCUCCUUGAUGCAAAUUCAUGGGGCUACUAUUUUGGUGGAGAUCAAGAUUUAAAGGUCGAGCCAAAACUCCGGAACCCAAAGUACCUGUAUUUGCUGAAUCAUCUUCGGUUUUACAUUCCAGAGAUCUAUCCACACCUUGAGAAGGUAGUUUUUCUUGAUGAUGAUGUUGUUGUCCAGAAGGAUCUGACACCACUUUUUUCGUUGGAUUUGCAUGGAAAUGUGAAUGGAGCAGUGGAAACUUGUCUUGAAGCAUUUCAUCGUUAUUACAAGUAUCUCAACUUCUCAAACGAAAUUAUCAGCUCAAAGUUUGAUCCACAAACAUGUGGAUGGGCCUUUGGUAUGAACGUUUUUGAUUUGAUUGCAUGGAGGAAAGCGAAUGUGACUGCACGGUACCAUUAUUGGCAGGAGCAGAACGCUGAUGGGACACUCUGGAAGCUGGGCACUCUUCCUGCUGGUCUCCUAACUUUUUAUGGUCUCACUGAGCCACUUGAUCGUAGAUGGCACGUGUUAGGGCUCGGAUAUGAUUUGAACAUCGACAACCGUUUGAUUGAGAGUGCAGCAGUAGUGCACUUCAAUGGCAACAUGAAGCCAUGGCUGAAGUUGGCCAUUGGGAGGUAUAAGCCUUUAUGGGAACGGUACAUAAAUCAAAGCCACCCCUAUCUCCUAGAUUGUGUCAAGAGUUAAAAAGUAUGAUAUACUUGUUGAUUGCAGGUUAUUUAUGCGAUUUUUAAACAAUUUUUGAACUCAACCAGUGAUCGCAUUAUUGUAGGGUCAGAAGCAGAAAGUUUUGACUGGAAUAGGAGGUUUUCUUUUUGUUUUUGUUUUUCUUUUUCCCUUCAUAGUGCCCUGAAAGAAAAAGAAAUGAUUUGUAUACAUUAGAAAGUUCAAAUGUACUAGGGGAACGGAACGAACAGGUUUGGAGGAUUCUUUUUUUUUUUUUUUGGCUGAUGGGGGUUCACUUCUUUCCCCUUCUACAGGCUGUAGAAUUAUUUCUUCUUAUACUUUUUCUUGUAAUAAUCUUUCAUAUCUUUCAACUGUAAUGUACGUUAUUGAACAAAAAUAUAUAUUUUUCUUUUGUUUUCUUUUUA